GCCGGAGUCGCCGCCAUGGCCCGGCCUGUCCACGGUUCCGCGCGCACGCUGCUCUCCGCUCUGCUCACGCCGGCGCUGGUGGCCCUGGUGGCACUGCUGGUGGCACCGGCGCGGGGCCGAGGCGGCAGGGACCACGGGGACUGGGACACCGCCGGGCUGUUGCCGCCGCUGCCGCCCCGCGAAGACGCGGCGCGCGUGGCCCGCUUCGUGACGCACGUCUGCGAUUGGGGCGCGCUGGCCACCAUCUCCACGCAGGAGGCGGUGCGUGGCUGGGCCUUCGCCGACGUCCUGUCGCUCAGCGACGGGCCCCCGGGCGCGGGCAGCGGCGUGCCCUACUUCUACCUGAGCCCCAUGCAGCAGCUGGUGGGCAACCUGCAGGAGAAUCCAUCUGCUACGCUGACCAUGUCUUUGGCGCAGACUAACUUCUGCAGGAAACAUGGAUUUGAUCCCCAAAGCCCCCUCUGCGCUCACAUCAUCCUGUCAGGGACUGUCACCAAGGUGAAUGAGACCGAGGCUGACGUUGCAAAGCAGUCGCUGUUCAUUCGCCACCCUGAGAUGAAAGACUGGCCUUCCAGCCACAACUGGUUCUUUGCCAAGCUGAACAUAACCAACAUCUGGCUCCUGGACUACUUCGGUGGGCCCAAGAUCGUGACGCCCGAGGAAUACUAUAACGCCACAUUUCAGGAGGUGAAGCAGCAUUUGGCAGAUUUAACCACCCAGUGAAGUUCUUAGGAUGUUUCAUACAGACCCGAGGGCUUUGGGGCCCCCUGUGGGAAAGGUCCCGGAGAUCAGCCUGGUUACAGCAUCAAGUGGAACUGCUACUGAAUUUCUUGGAAAUGAGGUUGCUAAAUUUUAGACAUUUAAAUUUGUACUUUUACUUAUAUACAUGGUUUCAGGAGACGAGAUGAGAUCCCCCAUAGAGGCGUGCCAGGCAUCCCCGCAGAGCCCUCAUUGGCUCAGAGAAAGGAGCGGACAUGCGUCAUUAUGUUUGAAGACAACAAAUGAACUCACCCGAAACCCAGCCAACAGCCUCUGGUGAAGAAAAAUAAUUAAAAAUAGAAAAAGAGAAAUGAUUUACAUUAACCUUGGUAAAACGGGUUUCUUAUUCAAAGCAUCAAUAAUUAAAAGCAUUAUUUUAAUGACA
Myotis davidii is the source of this 1144-nucleotide messenger RNA. RefSeq names its product cellular repressor of E1A stimulated genes 1 (gene CREG1). Lineage: Eukaryota; Metazoa; Chordata; Mammalia; Chiroptera; Vespertilionidae. The coding region runs from base 16 to 723 and encodes 235 amino acids. The record is from RefSeq and is a predicted model, not a curated record. The transcript is spliced from 4 exons.